Messenger RNA from Dentiscutata heterogama, 798 nucleotides. Lineage: Eukaryota; Fungi; Glomeromycota; Glomeromycetes; Diversisporales; Gigasporaceae. The record is from the annotation of a GenBank genome assembly.
AUGCAACAGCAACGCUCUAAACCUCAUAAUGUUCACGCCCCAACUCGCACUCCAUCUGACAAUGUCAGUCAACGCGUCAAUUCUAAUAACCCCAAUAAUAAUACUAACUCCGUCACAAACGCUAAUAGUAAUGGUUCUGUUGUAGAUAACAAAGAUUCUCAACAGCAAAAAGGACUGGAAUGGAUGCUUGGACUUUCCAUUCGAGUGAAAACUUCGACUGAUGACGAGUAUGAGGGUCAGAUUUAUGCCUAUGAUCCAAAGUUAAACUGUGUUGUACUUCAUAUCCUUUCUUUAUUUCUUAUGGAUUUAUGUUUCUUAUCAUUUGCAAUACCUCCAGGAAUAAAUUCUGGUGGUUCCCAAAAAUAUGAUUUCCGAAUUUUAAAAAUUAACUUUCUUAAAGAUGUGACCCAACUUCCUAAUCGUAAAUCUUCUGUUGAUAUCAAUGCGAACAUUAAUUCAUCUACAAAUUCUUUACAAUCAACAAAUGGUCAAAGUAAUAUGAAUAAUGUUUUUUCCACAAUCGUUCCUUCAGUGGGUUAUGUACAAAUGGAUAGGAUUCAGGCAAAGGAAAUACAAUCUAUUAAGGAUACACAAAUUGCGUUGGCAAGGAUUGGUGUGGGUGUGACACAGGAAGCUCAGGACAUUUUUGAUGCAAUGAGCAAAACACUACCAUGUAGAUGGCAUAAAGAAUCAAUCAUAGUUUUAGAUGAGGUGAUUAUCAACCCACCAUACAAUAUAGAAAAUUGUAAAAUGAGUAAUAAAGGACAGACAGAAUUGUUGGCAAGAGUUCAAAAAGUG